CGGAUUGUGUGUUGACUCGCAUUCACAGCUGAUUACGAGUGCCCUUUAAACUGACCGAUAGUUUGUCACUUGGCUCACCCCUACGACGACUACCUGUGCUCUCAUACAAUGAGGUCACGACAUAAGGGCGCCACCGGUUCUCUGCUCAAGUCAUUACUAACGCGACGCCACCGACAAUCACUUCAUCCCAUCAACAGUCUCACCGCAACACCAGUAAUGUCGACACCGCUUCCACUCAUAUCCCUCUCCAUGGCUUAUGUCCAGUGUCUUCGCCCAUACACUCAGCCGCAGGAGCCGUCCGAUCAAUUGGUCGACGCGUUGGUCACCACAGCCGGCGUUGGCGUCAAUAUCCUGGCCGUCGAUUUGGGACCCAUUGACUCCGCCCAUGAACUCGAGGUUCGCCGCCAGCAGGCGGUGGGCGUACUGGCGGUGAUGGCAGUGACGGCCAAUGAGACGCUUAGCGCCGCAAUUGGUUUAUACGGCCAGACGACUGUCCAUUGGCCUGAGGCGGGCGGUGCGCCCCCACCAGCGGAUCAGCCGGUCCUACCGGUGGCCGAGCAGCCGGCGCCCAUCGACAGCGACUCGAGCGCUGCCUCUUCACCACUGGGCUCGAGCUCUUCAUCAUCAGCGGCGCCGCACAGCUCGCCCUCCAGUGCGCCCACAACCGGCCACUCGUCCAACGAAGCCAUUGAUGGGUCGGCGGUCGACAGCUCCGGAGGAGCCGACAGCGGCCCCAAUCUGUCGGGCCUGGAGUCGGACGCGAGUCACGUGAGUGGCGGCGCCGCCCAACAGAUGCGCUCAUCGUCCGAAGAGGGGACGGACGACAGCGGCGGGGGUGCCGUACAGGCGAAGAGAGGACCGAAUGUGCGGUUUGGCGAAAAGCCAUUCACUGUGCAAACGGUGUGUGUUUUGGGAGACAAUCACUACUGCAUUGGCAUUGAAUCGCAUCGCAAACACUGGUCUACGAGUCGUGCGAAGCGAUUGUCACUCAAGAAGAAGAUCACCGCCGAAGAGAUGAUGAAAAUAGAAGAAGUGAAGAAUGUGUCGAAGAGUGCG
Messenger RNA from Oppiella nova, 1056 nucleotides. NCBI's taxonomy places the organism in Eukaryota, Metazoa, Arthropoda, Arachnida, Sarcoptiformes, Oppiidae. The record is from the annotation of a GenBank genome assembly.